Messenger RNA from Kogia breviceps (pygmy sperm whale), 4842 nucleotides. The record is from RefSeq and is a predicted model, not a curated record. Lineage: Eukaryota; Metazoa; Chordata; Mammalia; Artiodactyla; Physeteridae.
AUGGGCUACUUUCCCCGGGAGCACCCCGGCGCCUAUCUGGAGAGCUGCCCUAAGGUCAGGAGAAUGCCACGGCCCCGCCAGCCAGACCGCCGGCAGACCGCAGCCCCCAGGACGCUGGCUUCAGGCAAAGGCAAAGGCUGUGAAAAUAAACACGAGGGCUUGGGCAAGGCCCUGCUCUCCGCCUUGGCCGCGGCCGCCGGCUGGCCCCUGCAGGCCUUGGCCCCCGAGCCCUGGAUGCCCGUCACCUGUGCGCCGCCUGCCACGCCGGGGCUGUGGGCACAGAACCUGGAGGACACCUGGUCCCCGGGACACCCACUCACCCCUGCGGGAGCCCCCCACACCUGCCUGAAGACCCUGCCCCCGCCAGGUGGGGAGGAGGGCAGGUGGCGAUGGGGGUUCACUGGCUCCACCCUUGCUCCCGGCCGUGCUGCCGUGUCAUCCCUGGUCAUGGGGACGCCGCCCACCUGCCCCAGGGAAAUGAUCCAGCCCCGCCCCAAAGAUAGAUAGAGGCAGUGCCCUCUCUCCCUUGGAGCCCCAGGGAGACCAGCCGUUGGGAAGGCCAGUGCCAAGUCCAGGCUCCAUCUACCUGCAGCUGAGGAUGAAGUCAUGGCUGCUGUGAGGUGGCCUGAGCCCUCCCAGCAGGCAGGCGCCCAGCGGGGAUCUCCCCACGUGGCCUGGUCUGACUUCCCUGAGGAGCCCGGCCCCCGGGGGAAGGCCUGCAGCCUCCUGGUGUGGUUGACAGAUGAGGAGGCCAAGGAUGGGGACAGCUCGGUGUCAUCGGGCCGCCUCUCCGGCUCCUCGGGGGGCCAUGAGUCAUGCACACCUCCCCACGGGACCUGGAAGGAGAGGGCCCCCCAGGUGCUGGGGCCCCCGCAGCAGCCCAGGGAGCGCUCUUCCCGGCUAGAGCAGCUGAGGGACAAGAUCCGGGCCCAGGCACAGUGGCCGGCGAGCUGCACCUCCCUGGGCACCUCGGCACCCGCCAGCGCCGCGUAUCUCGACAAAGCCCCCACGCCAGCCCCCCGGAGGGAGGCCCAAAAGCCGACAAACCCCGCUCCAGCCCUGGCCUACCCAGGCUCAGGCAUCCUGAGUGGGGCUGAAAGUGGAGUCGAAGACAAGGCAACAGCUGGCCAGGGCCGUGAGGCCUCCAGGGUCUCCCAGCAGCAGGCCUCAGUUCCACGGGAAAAAACCAAAAGGAUGAAAAGUAGUUCUUGCAAAAGAGAGAAGACCCCCAAGCUGCCCACCCCUACGAGAGCUGCCAGAGACACAGGGGCAAACGAGGAUUCUGAGUUGGUUGGUGUUUACGCUUGGAGAAAAGGACAAGCUCUGGUGAGGGUGCUGCUUGGGGCCCCUCCUUCCCUCCCUAGGCUUCAGAGCAAGGCACCCUCAAGAGACUGGGUCCCCACCGCGGAAUUAGGACACGGCAAGAAGUUUGGAGCUGGUGAGAGUUCCCCCGUCCGCCCCCAGCUGCCUAGAUUAACCUCUGUCCGCAGCGACCCGCAGGUGUCAGCAGGCGCUCCCCACCUGGCUUCCUGCCAUUGGCCCAUGAACAUCCAGGCUGCGAUGGCCGUCCUUCGAGACCUCCGCCAGCAAAUCCAGGCCUGGCUGCGGCUGGCCCAGGACGGCCACCCAAGGCGAGGGCUGGAGCUGAGGGACCUGGCAGGGAGGAGGCGGCAGAGCCCCUGGAAGCCCCCAGACUUGCGGGGCUCCUGGAAGAGCCCUCGGGCCGUGACGGAGGGGGCGCCCGCCUCCGAGAGGGCUAGGAGCCUGCCCACGGCGCCGAGCUGGAGCGCCUCGGCCAGGUGGGAGUCCUGUCCACAGAGGACCCGGGCGGCCCAAGGACGAGAUCCCUCCUUCCGGGGGCCCGGGAGCCCCACAGAAAGGCUGAACUCCUUCCCUCGGCGGCCCUGGAGCGCCUCGGCCAGGCGUGCCCCCUGCCCACAGAAGACCUGGGCCGCCCAAGGACGGGAGCGCUCCUUCCAGAGGCCCGGGAGCCCGCCUGAAAGAUGGGGCCCCUUCCUGCAGCGGCCCCAGAGCACCUCGUCUGGGCAGGCCUGGGGUAUGCAGAGGGCCUGGACCGCUUGUGAAGGCCGGGAGGCCCCUGCCCGAAGGCCAUGGAGCCCUCUGGAAAGGCCGAGUCCUCCCACCUGGCGGCCCUGGAGUGCCACCCUCACGCAGGCGGCCAGCCCCCUGUGCCAGGGCAGGGGUCCACUGCUGACCCCCUCGGGGGCGAAGCUCGCCUGGCCAAGGCCCAGCCAGGGUGCCCUUUGGAACACGCCUGGGAAGGAGGAUGAGGUGCGACCCCCGCCGCCCUGCCCGAAGCCCCGGCGGCCCCUGGGCCCCCUCCACGGCUCCGAGUCCCUGCGGGAGGUCAUGCGCCAGAAGAUGGAGGCCUGGCGGCGGCAGGCCCUAAAGAAAAAGGCCUCCGCCGCGCAAGCGCUGGAGCUCAGAAACCAGAGGCUGCAGGGUGCCUACAGGAAGCAGGGGGAGGCCGUCCCCGUGGUCUCCCAGACGACGCCGGGCAUCGUGACCUUCGUCCCGCACUCUGCACAGUCCAGGGGCCUGGAAGCCGCGGGGGGCCCAGGAGCGCCUGUGCUGCAGUGGAGCAGGGUGACUUCCGGCGUGGUGCUGGGGGACCAGGAGGCCCCGGGCAGCUUUUGCCUGUGUUUGAACAGAGCCUUGGACCCGGCCGAGACUCUGGAGGUGGGAGGCCCCCGAGAUGGCUGGGAGGGCGCCCCCCUGCUGACGUCGGCCAGUUCUUCCCUGGACCCCGUGCAACUCCAGGACCUGACCACCCACUACCCAAGCCCGGGGCUGUGCAUCUACCUGGACCCUGAGGAGUCCGAACGCCUGGGCACGCCGGGCCCCCUGCACUUCCAGUACAAGCAGGCCCGGCUGCAGGCCCUGGAGACCACGGCCAACAUCCUGAAGCAGCGAAUCGACGUCCUGACCGACAGCCUGGGCAGGUCCGAGGCGACGGACGCACGGGGGGGGCCCGUCCGAGGCCCGCCUUCCUCGAGCUCCAGCUCCAGCACACCAGCCUGCCCCGGAGCCCUGGUGCCCAAUGUGGGCGGAGGGGCACCCUGGGACUGGGUGGGCACGCGGGCCAGGCCACUUCUCUCUACCAACUGCUCCCCGGACACUGAGACGCUGCCCUGGAGCCCUGGCUGGGAACGGCUGCAGAGCGUGAGCCCAAGGGGCCACCAGGCCAGCAAGCCCCAAGGUUUCGUGGAGGAUGCGUGCUCGGAGCUCGGGGCUGGACAAGAGGCGGACGAGAAACGUGGCUUUCUUCCGGGCCCUGAGCCCCUUCUCAGGGAGGUCACCCAGCGGAUGCGUGGUCUGCUGUCCGGCAUCGGGCAGAAGCCCCCGAGCUUUCUGGAGUCCCGGCAGCUGGACCGGUGGAAGCAGGAACAGGCGCUGGCCCCUCUGCGGCAGCAGGCGGGGCUGCAGGUCUGGGAGACGCAGAGGCCCUGGGGAGCCGCUCUUGAUACCUGGGCUGAGUCAGCCGGCCGACCCUUCCGGGGCUGCCACGGGCUGGCCCCACUCCCUGCCAAGGGGCAGCACUGCCCCUGCUGCCCGGCCACGCCUCUGGGAGGCUGGUGGAAAGCACGGCCCUCUCUGGGGGGCAGGGAGGGUCUGUCGGCCGCCCAUGGAGCAUGGACAAACGAGGCCCCUGAGGUUGGAGACUUGCCCGGCCUUGGGCGCUUCCCUGGGACCCCGCCUGGCCCACUGCUUGUGAGGCUGCCUGGUCCCCGCGCCACAGCACGCACCAUCUUCCUGCCCUCCCGGCGGCUGAUGGAGAAACGCCCGACCCAGGCCAGGCCAGGAAUGGCCCUGGAGCUGGCGCAGCCACAGGUGUGUGUGGACCCGGAGCUGAAGACCUCUGGGAGCACCGUGACAGCCAGACCCAGUGACCCGCCCUGCUCUGCAGCCUGCUGUGUCUGCUACCGAUCCAGCCACUCCACCUUCCCCGUAACUAGCGCUGGCUGGUCUAGCCUUUCCAUCCUUCCACUCUUCACUGAGGUGUGGUUCUGUAUCUCAGAGCCUGUGCAGGAACGGAAACCAGACCAGACCCCCUCCCAGCUGCCCUUGACCAGGCUCUACCCUUGGGACAAGCCCAUCCUCCAGUGGAGCCAGACGAGGCCUCAGAGCGUGACGCCCGCACAGUUCAGCCACUUCACGCUCCAGACGCUGGAGCAGAGCCUGCGGGAAGAGGAGCUGCGCGCGCAGCACCAGGCCGCGCUACUGCGCCUGCGCGAGAAGGCGCUCGAAGAGAAGACGCACGCCGAGCUGGCCCGGCUGGAGCGUCGGCGAGGAGAAGCAGCACCAGAGGCCCUCAGCAACCUUGAGCGGGAGCGGCCGGAGAUCCGGUACCUGCGGAACAUCCACCUGUUCUCCCACCAAGAGAGGAAGCUUCUCCUGCAGCAUCAGAAGGACAUCCGCUCCUUGCAGAGGCCCGCGGCCCUCCUGCGGCAGGAGCUUCAGGCCCGGGGCAGGCUGCCUCACGUGGGUGCUCUCACCUGGCCUGGGGGCUCGGCCUCUGGCCGGGAAACGCUUGUCGCCCGGCUGCUUUGUGGGAAUGUGCGAGUCCCUUGUAAAAACAUCCGUGAGCCAGGAUGGAAGGGGUCUCUGGAGGGGUCGGGUGGAGGGCGGGGCGGCGGCAAAGUGGGUUUCCUGAACUCGGCGGCCCUGGCCGGGCCCUGGAGGAGGAACCAGACCCCCGGUGGCUGGAAGGUGCUCCAGGCCCGGAGGUGGGGGAGCCCGGGGGGAAGGGGGGGAGGGGAGGCUGGACUUGCCCCGGGCAGGGCCACCAUGCAGCGCACUCACCUGCGGAUGGCCAUCUGA